GUGAAAUCAUAUACAUGCCAACGCAUCCUUAAGCUUUGCACUACUGACGAUGUCGGUGUCAAUGAGUAAAUGACCCAUUUGGUGGAGACCUUCCUAGGGGCAUCAAAUCCGUGAGAACAUCAUGCCCCCCGAUCCCCGAUCUCGAUCCGGGCCGACGGUGACGAUAUUGAGCGCGGCUGUGCUACCUACAUCAAACCCGACCAUGGUUUCCUUCGCAGGCUGCCCAGUGCCAACGGGGCAGCAACGAACGCGCUGUCCUCUCCACAACGCUCACUAUACCUCCACUCAAAUUCUCCUAUAACGCGGCCGUUUGAGUCACAUUUGGAGCACAUUUGGACAUCUAUAAGUGAUGACUAUAUCAGAUUCCGUCCUGCAGGUCGGCUAUGACCUCCUUGACAAGGGGCUCGUACCGGAUGUCGUUCUUCGGCCCGUCAUACGCGCGCUGUGCCGCCAGCGGUUGCGCGAGAUUGACCACGGUUCGUUCGAGGCGAAUCAUGCGGCCAAAAUGGUGUGGAUUGAGGGAGUACGGGCGCGCGACACCAUCGCCGACCUGACCGAGAAGGCCAACGAGCAACAUUACGAGGUCUCCACGGCGUUCAUGCUCUCCUGCCUCGGGCCGUUCGCGAAAUAUUCGUGCUGUUUGUAUCCAACCGGCAAAGAGACGCUUGAGGAAGCGGAAGUGCUUAUGCUUGAAAGCUACUGCGAGAAGGCGCAGCUGAAGGACGGACAAGACGUGCUCGACCUCGGAUGCGGCUGGGGCAGUCUUUCCCUUUAUCUUGCCCAAAAGUACCCCAAGUCUCGCAUCACCGGUCUCUCCAACUCCACCACCCAGAAAGUGCACAUCGACGCUCAAGCUCAAGCGCGUGGUCUGACCAACCUCGAGAUCAUCACCGCAGACGUCAACACCUUCGACUUCUCCGGCUCAAAACACUUCGACAGAAUCUUAUCCAUAGAGAUGUUCGAGCACAUGAAAAACUAUCAAGCCCUGCUGCGCAAGGUUUCAACAUGGCUCCGGCCGCGGGCUUCUCAAAAAUCCGACGGCAAAACCGGAACGCCGGUGGAGCAAGAAGACGCGCUCUUGUUCGUGCACAUAUUUUGCCACCGCACGACGCCCUACCAUUUCGAGGAGGGCGACGGAUGGAUGGCCCAGACGUUUUUCUCGGGCGGAACAAUGGCUUCACAUGAUUUACUGCUAUACUUCCAAUCGGACCUGACCCUCGUUCGCUCGUGGUACCUCCCGGGCACGCAUUACCAGCGUACGUCCGAGCACUGGCUCAAGCGGCAAGAUGCCUACCGUAAAGCGGGCAUUGCGGAACUCGAGCGCGACGCCAUAGCGAAGGGGCUCUCGCCCGAAGAAGGCCGCAAGGCCUUUUUCCGCUUCCGUGUCUUCUACCUCGCCGUCGCUGAGUUCUUUGGGCUUGAGCACGGACAGCAGUGGGGCGUUGGCCAUUACUUGUUCAAGGCGAAAGACCUACAGUGAUCCGGAAGCUGGUGACGUGCUACUGUGUAGUCGCCUGAGGCUGGCAUAGACCUCAUAAACCAUUUGAUGUGAUGUAGGGGAGACUGCUGGCUUAGCAGAUAGUGCUGAUUAAAUACAUUGUUGUCCAGUUCCAUGCGAGAUAACGACCACAUUUACGAUAUUAGCAUGUCCACAAAGCCCUAUAAGAAUAUGUCCCUCUCCACGUUCAUGAGCUGCGUAGAUCAGCCUGAAUCAGGCGUGCCAUCGCUACUCCCCGCACCCAGUGCAUGAUACGCCCUCAGAAUGCUCUCCAUCUCGUCGCGCAUCUUGCUGUAGCGAUCACUUAGCUUGUACAGCUCCUCCGCGUCCAUCAUCUCCCCGUCGUCGCUCCCGUCGUCGUCGUCAGACGUCGACCGCGACCACGCAGAGUCGUACCCACUUAGCCCGCGCUCCGCCAUCGCCUUCUGCGCGACGACCUUCUGGAAAAGGCCGAGAUAUCGCGGGUACAGCUUGUGGUAGAGGUUCGUGAGCCCCGCACGGUCUGUCGGCAGCGUGCGUUUUGCGCGUCGCGCGUGCGCAUCGUGGUGGCGCGCGGUAGGAGGAUGGGGCUUGGCUUUCUUUGUCGGCGGCGACUCGCUUUCGGACUCGGAAGAAGACGUGUAUAUGUGAUCAAGGCGGCGCAACUUGGUGGUGCUCGUCGAGCGGCGUUCGCGUUCGCGUUCGCGUUCACGAUCGCGCUCCCUGUCCCGGUCACGUUCCGUGUCCCUAGGCUUGCUGCGCUCUCCAUCCCGAUCCCGAUCGUCUCUGUCCCUGCCCUGCUUCAACGUCGGCGGUAGUGGCGCAGGGCUUUCCCUGACCCUCGGGGACGAUUCUCUCCGCCUCGCCUCGGACUUUAGAUUGGCCACCUCCCUCGACUCCCGCUCGCGAGUUGGCGCAGCCUCGCCCGUUUUCCGCCGUUUGGUGGCGGCAUCCCUUUUGCGUUCUCGUGGCGUGUCCGUGUACUCGUCAUCGUCAUCGUCAUCGUAUGCGGUUUUCUUUCGUUUCAACGACGUGUUGGACGCGGAGAGCCGAAGUUCCUUGUCCUCCUGCUUGGGCCUUGGUAACAAGGAUAAGCGAGAGUCAGAGGUCUUAGUUUUCGCUCGCGGCGGAGGCUCAUCCCUCAGGGAGCGAACCGGUGUUUCUUCCUUCACCCUCGAGCGCUCCCGCUCCCUCUCUUCCUUGACUCGCGCCUUCUCUUCCCUCUCCCUUUUCUCAUCCCUCGCCUGCGUCUUGGCCUGCGCUUGCGCCUUGGCCUUGGCCUGUGCCUUUGCCUCCUCUUGUUCUUGGGCUCUCUUCUCCUCCCGUGCCCUCUUGGCCUCCUCCUUGGCCUUCUUCUCCUCCUCCCGCGCCUUCCUCUCUCUAUCCUCCCUAGCUGCCGCCCGGGCCUCCUUCUCUCGCUCCCGCUCUCUCUCCGCCUUCUCCUUCUCCGUCCGCCGCGCGGGCGGCGGUAUGGGCGGCGCCGGCUUCUCCCGCUCGCGUCCCAACGGGCUCUCGGUCCUUCCCGGGCCCUGCUUUGAGCUCCGCGCGUCGACUGGGCCCAGCCUCUUCUGCGGCACGCCAGUCGGCGGGUUCUGCGUCGGCGCCGGCGUCGGGGUGCCGCGCCCGCUCCCGGUCUGCGAGUGCGAUGGCGUAGUCGGCGAUGGCGCCUUGUACCCCGAGCCGGGCAACCGCCGCGCCGGCUUCGGCGGCUGCGGCUGCUUGAUUUCGCCCUCCUCUUGCUCGGACGACGGCGCCUCGCUAGCCUUGCUGCCGUUCGUCGACAGCCGCGGCCGCACCUGCACUUGCACCUGCGGUUUGGGCGGAAGCAAGCUCACACCCGAGCCAACCGUCGAGUUCGACGCCGUCGUGAGCUGGGACGCCUUCCUGCUCUCGUCUUUCAUCAUGAUGGGCUCGUCGUUCGCCCUGCGCGAGGUGCCGACCUCGACCUUCGCCCGCGGCUUUUUCUUCGCGGCGACAGCGGCGGCAUUGGACGCACCCGCAUCCUUCCUCGGCGCGGUCGCAGGCGCCGGGGGCAGCGCGUCCCGUUCUCCCGCCGCAACCGCGCCGCUCGUAGUGCGGAACUUGAUGUGAGCCCACGCAGGGUCGCUCUCGGGCACGUUCAGGUCUUUGAGCGCGAUGCGGGCCUGGCGCGCCAUCGUGAUGCGCUCCUGCUCGGACAGACCGCGCCAUUCGUACGGCCGUACGUCGAGCCACGACGCGCGCUUGAGCCGCCACAGCUUGCCCGCCGCCUUAUCCGCGCUCUUCUUCGGCACCGGCUCGGGCUCCGCGACCUCGUUGAGCAUCGCGAGCACGUCGUCCUUGUUCCCGCCCAUCAGUCGCAUGAUCUCCUCCGUAGAGCGGGACUUGACCGCGAGGCAGUGCACCAUCCUGCGCCGCAGGGGCACGACGUCGUCCUUGGUGCCGGACGCUGCCGCCGCGGCGCUCGUCGGCGCCUGCGCUGGCAUCGGCGACACGCGCCCGCUCCCCGACGGCGAGCGCGAGUGCCCGAUCGUGGUCGGCUUGCUCGGCUUCAAGAACGCGGCCGCGCCCGUCUUCGCCUUCUUCGCGCCGCCGCCCGCCGAUUUGCCCGUUUUGGCAGCGGCGGCGGCAGCGGCGGCAGUAGCCGUCGGUGGAUCGUCGAUCAUGACGACGCGGCGCUCUUUGCGCUUUUGCUCGUGCGCGUCGUUGAUGCUCUUGAUCCGCGUGGUGACAUCGUCGAGUUGGGGCUGGACGCGGAAGAGGCCGCUGACGGACGCGUGGAGCUUGAGGGGCGCGUUCUGCCGGUUGGCGAGCGCGGUGCGGAGGUAGAUAUCGUGCGAGGAGGUAUCGCUCUGACCCUGGAUGGGGAAGAAGCGGUCGCCGAUGCGGAGGCCAGCGGUGGUCGAACCGUCGCCGGACUGGAACUCGAUCUUAGCGCCCACCGGUAAGGAAUCGAGCGCAUCGAGCGUCUCCGCCGACAUGCGCACGAUCACAGCUUGCUUCGGCUUGGACUGGGCGGCUCCAAAGCCCUGGAGGGAGAGCGGGGUGUCCGUCGGGAGCGGCAUCGUCGUCGCACUCGUGUCCGCGCUCGUGAGUGCUGGUCGCUACUGGUGCCACUCGCGCUCGGCGUGGGGAUGGUUGGUGGUAUAUGGUGGUAGAAGAACAAGCCAAGAGGUAAUGGCCCUCUCAAGCCCUGUGUAGGCUGUGGCCGACGACGACGACGUUCUAUUGUGUUUUGGUCGCUGUGUGGGCCGCUGAUUGUCUGAGCGGGGGAUGCGCCCGUCGCGAGCGGAGGCAAAGCCAAACCGCCGGUCCGGGAACAAGGCAGGCCAUCGGGCCAUCCAACACAGCAUCAGUGUUCAAUAUUACAACGAAAAUCCGCCUUCCUCCCUGGGAGCAAGCGGUUCUCUACACACCGACAUUAAACUGUACAGUUUAUCGACAAGUCAAGUAGAGUAUAGCGAUGAACGAAGAUGCGUGGACGAAGGGGAGAAAGGUACGAGUAAGCACAGCAAAGUGAGACAUUAACGACGGGCCACAGCACGAUUUCGGCUUAUGACAAUGAAGGAAUCAGUCCUUUUGUUUCUCGCGCGACUGCUGCUCGUGUACGAGCAUGUCGACCGCCCGUUCUUCCGCAUCGUCGUCCCGCACGUUGUCCGACUGAUUAUUCGAAUCUUUGCCGUUGCCCAUGUUGACUACCGUAUACUGUUGUUGCGCAAGGGCCUGACGAAGUGACGUGACUUCAUUCCGCAGGUUCUGAUUCUCAACGCGUAGCUGGUCGACGAUGGCGCGACACUCCUCCCAGCGCCUAUUCGCCUCGUCCGCAGACGCAAGCGCCGUGUCGAGCAACUGCGAGCGCGCCUCCAAAUUCUUCACGUGCUGGUCUCGUCGUUCCCGGAAGGCGCGCUGCGCCUUGCGGUUUUGCUCCGCGCGCUUGCUCUGGCUCAGCGGCCGUCCGCCCUUUCCGCCGUCCGAGCUCUGUCCGUCCCCCUUCUGGUGCCCCGGGUCGAUGGGUGGCGCGCCACUCAUCGCGGCUGGGUGCAGCGACUGUGGCGGCAAUCCCCCCGGCGUGUAAUCGUACGCGUACAUCGCGCCGAUGUGCGGCGGCGGGUGCGGCUGGAUCAGCGUAUGCGGCGGCGGCAGCGAGUGUAUCGGCGGGCCCUGAUGCUGCUGCUGCGACAGCUGCGAUUGUGGUUGCGGUGGCUGCUGCGGAUGUGGUUGGGUUUGCUGCGCGGUCGCCGCGGACAUUUGCGGCGAGUCGCUUGCCGUCGCCGGCGACUUUCGCUUGCGAGAGGUGCGGCCCGCGGGCUGGUUCACGGUGGGCGGCUCCUCGCGUAGCCGCAUGGUGUUGUGCAUGAUCGAAGUCGAGCCCGACGCCGGCGGUCCGGGGUGCGGGUCGUUCGCGGCGGCGCCGACGGUCGUCUGG
Messenger RNA from Punctularia strigosozonata HHB-11173 SS5, 5882 nucleotides. Its product is annotated as S-adenosyl-L-methionine-dependent methyltransferase. The record is from RefSeq and is a predicted model, not a curated record. NCBI's taxonomy places the organism in Eukaryota, Fungi, Basidiomycota, Agaricomycetes, Corticiales, Punctulariaceae. Bases 350 to 1480 code for a protein of 376 amino acids. The transcript has 15 exons.